AUGCAGCAGCUCUACAAAGUAACCGACUGGCUCGACAGAGUAGAUCGCUUGCAGGAGGAUGCAAAGGAGAUGAUUAAAGAGGCUGAAGAAGAAAUUCAUAAUAAAGCUCUCAGAUGUUUCUAUCCCAAGAAAUGCUGCUCCUCUAACAGGGUUGGAGAGAGGAUAAGUGAAAGCGCAAAGAGAAAGCCUGCUGAUUUAGUGAUCCAGAUGCCUGUACCGAAAACUUUUGGGUUGGAUUCCAAACUUGAAGAUAUCUGGAGAUGGAUUGAAGACCCAAGUGUGGAAAUUAUUGGGUUAUAUGGAAUGGGAGGCGUGGGUAAAACCACCCUCCUCAGAAAGAUCUACAAUAAGAUCUGCGAAAAGAGUGAUUAUGUGGUGAUUUUUGUUGAGAGGUCUGAACAAGACCCAGUGAAAGCAGCCAAAGAAGCGAUUUGCAAAAAAAUUGAAAUCCCUAGAGAGGACUGGAUAAAUAAAGGUGAGGCAAUCAAUAAGGCGAUUUGGAACACUUUGAGAAAGGAGAAAUUUGCUUUGAUGUUGGAUGGUGUAGGAGGGCAAUGGCAACAUCUACUCUUGGAAGAAAUCGGAGUUCAUCUGAACGGCAAUGGGAAUGGGUCCAAAGUCAUUUUUACCACUCGGUCAAAAGAGGUAUGUGACAGGAUGAAAGCAAAAACAAUUGAAGUAGAGUGUUUGCCACCAGAAACUGCUCUACAAUUGUUUGAGUUCUGUGUGGGAGAGGACGCUCUAAAUGCUAAUUGGGAGAUCCCAAUGCUGGCUAAGGAACUUGCUGAUGUGUGCAAUGGUUUGCCGCUUCUGCUCACCACUAUCGGUCGAGCGAUGGCUAGUAAGACGAAACCCGGCAAUUGGAAGCGUGCAAUUGAAAAAUUGAGGACUCAGCCAUCAACAUUUCCAGAUGUUGAAGCUAGUGUCUUCUCUGUUCUCAAGAUAAGCUAUGACAGCUUGAAUACAGAUUCCCUCAGGAAUUGCUUCUGUGCUUUUCGUUGUUCCCAGGAGUUGAUAAUAUAA
This is a messenger RNA of Hevea brasiliensis (rubber tree), 1023 nucleotides long. Its product is annotated as probable disease resistance protein At5g43730. Lineage: Eukaryota; Viridiplantae; Streptophyta; Magnoliopsida; Malpighiales; Euphorbiaceae. The coding region runs from base 1 to 1023 and encodes 340 amino acids. Gene Ontology annotation, molecular function: ADP binding. The transcript is spliced from 2 exons. The record is from RefSeq and is a predicted model, not a curated record.